AUGGAUCUGGCAGACGAGCUCGAUCAGGCAGCUCGAGACGGCGACGAGGCGGCGGCGCGGCAGCUGCUGGCGGCAGGCGCUCGGGCGGAUCAACCCAACCAGCACGGCUACUUGCCGCUGCACGUAGCGAGCUACAGCGGCCACGAGCGGGUGGUGAGGCUGCCGCUGGAGGCUGCGCCAGCCACGGCUUCAGUGGCAGACUCCCAGGGACAGACAGCCCUGCACCAUGCGGCACUUGGUUUCAGGCAUUGCCCAGCGGCGGCAGUCGUACCCCUGCUGCUGGAGGCGGCAGCAGAGCUGGCUUUUGUAAUGGAUGUGUAUGGAUGCACACCGCUGUUCAUGGUGCUGUUCUUCAGCCGCCACCGAACAGCAGAGCAAGUCGUGGAGACGGCCCGCUGCCUGGUGCGGGCAGCGCCAGCGGUGCAGCCAGCCCUGGGCAUCCUGCUGCAGUACAGCCAGCAAUCUGCCACCCUCUUUGCCGACCUGGUGGCCCGCCUGCCGCUCAGCCGCGAGCAGUGGCACUCGAUUCCUGCGCCCUGCCCCGACCUGGAUCGAGCGCUGCCAGCCGUCCUGCAGCGCUCGGCAGCAGAGGCGGGGUGGCUGGUGGGGCGGUUGGCUGAGGGGCAGGGCAAGCGGCUGCGGGCAGCGGCGCUCAGCCUGGCACGGGCGCAGCAGCCCAGCAGGUGCUCGCUUCCGGCGGAGGUGAGCGGGCGCAUCCUGGCGCAGGCGCUAGCGGCCUAG
Chlorella variabilis is the source of this 741-nucleotide messenger RNA. RefSeq lists its product as hypothetical. Gene Ontology annotation, molecular function: protein binding. The coding region runs from base 1 to 741 and encodes 246 amino acids. The transcript has a single exon. Lineage: Eukaryota; Viridiplantae; Chlorophyta; Trebouxiophyceae; Chlorellales; Chlorellaceae. The record is from RefSeq and is a predicted model, not a curated record.